Molecule: messenger RNA, 819 nt
Organism: Trichoderma citrinoviride
Lineage: Eukaryota; Fungi; Ascomycota; Sordariomycetes; Hypocreales; Hypocreaceae
Product: glycoside hydrolase family 128 protein
Exons: 1
Coding region: 1-819 (272 amino acids)
Biological process (GO): fungal-type cell wall polysaccharide metabolic process
Cellular component (GO): fungal-type cell wall
Source: RefSeq, a predicted model, not a curated record
AUGCAUCUGAAAAGCUACUGCCUCCUGCUGGGCGUCUCCUCCUCCGCCGCCCUGGCCCAGCAGCACCCCCUCUCUCCCAACGGCCGCAAAGCCGGCGCCGCGGGCGACACCGCCCUGUCCUUCUGGAAAGACCACCUCAGCUGGUGGCACGACUGGACGCCCAGCCCGUCGUCCCCCAAGGGCGCCGGCCUCGUCCCCGUCUCGAUGCUCUGGGGCGGCGGCAACAACGGGCCGCUCGACGCCCAGCGCCUCCAGCAAUUCGAGCAGCUCACCGCCACGCCCGACUACGUCAUGGGCUUCAACGAGCCCGACUGCUCCGGCGCGGACGUCUCCGCCGACAUUGACGUGAGCCGCGGCGUCGACCUCUGGAACAGCCUCAUCGCGCCCAUGGGCGACAAGGGCGCCGUGCUGGGCAGCCCGGCCAUGUGCCGCCAAAAGGACGAGUCCUGGCUCAAGCAGUUCAGCCAGCAGCCGCUGAACCGGAGCUGGGACUUUACCGCGAUCCACAUCUUCAAGCCGGACAUGGCGGGCGUGCAGGCGGACAUUGACUAUUACUGGAACACGUACCAGAAGCCGCUGUGGGUGACGGAGUUUGCGUGCGUGUUUGACCAGAACAACUUCACGCCGUGCUCGGACCAGGGGCAGAUUGAUCAGUGGAUUAGCGAUGUGGUGGAUUUGUUCGAGGCGAAUGAGCAUGUGCUUGCGUAUGCGUACACGGAUGGGCUGGGGCUGGGGACGGCGUGGCCGCCUGUGAAGAGCGAUGGGAGUCUUUCGGAGUCGGGGCAGGCGUACUUGAAUGCGAUUAGCAAGUAUUACUGA